GAAGUGACUAAGCUUCUUGGACUCGGCAUCCAUAAACCAACGAAAGGGAAAAGGGCAGAAUGCAAGUUUAUCAUGUAUUUCCGUCUGCAAUGACAAUGUAAAAUUUAGAAAGAAGAAAUUCAAGAGCGUAUAUGGAAAUAAUGUUAAUUGUUGAAAUGUAUUAAGAGAUAAACAUACGCCAUUAAAAGAUAUUGGAAGAACAGGAUCUGUUAUUUAGCGAGACUCGUAGCGUAAAUCAUUGUCUGCUAACUUGGUACAUCUAUUGUAUAGAUAAACAUUACCCCGUAGAAUGGUAUAGCUAAAUAAUACCAAUUAUUUAAAGAUAAUAAAUUCAUUUUGUGUAAAGUAAUGAAGAUAAUGAAGUGUACAUAAAGAGUGGAGUGGGUGGGAAAUCUAGAAACAAUCUAGACGUGGCACGUAACAAAGUCGAAAGAGAAUAAGCAUAAGAAACGGUCUGAGUCUAAGAAAGAGGAGGAGAAACAGAAACAUGACAUCCGUUUAUUAAUAGAUGCAGCGCAGCUUUCGCGUCUCCCACACGAUAAGAGACCUUCCCCUCUUCAAUUCUAUCCUCCUCAUCUUCUUUUUUUUUACUUUUCCUCGUCUUCUCAUUCUUCUUCAUCUUCUCCCAGCGUUUCGUUUUUCUUUUUCGACAGACUAAAAAAUGGCAGAAGCCGAGGAUAUUCAACCACUCGUAUGCGAUAAUGGAACAGGAAUGGUCAAGGCCGGAUUUGCAGGAGAUGAUGCUCCAAGAGCUGUAUUCCCCAGUAUUGUGGGGCGUCCUCGACACACGGGUGUCAUGGUGGGUAUGGGCCAAAAGGAUGCCUAUGUCGGGGACGAAGCUCAAUCAAAGAGAGGUAUUUUGACUUUAAAAUACCCCAUUGAGCAUGGAAUUGUUAGCAAUUGGGAUGACAUGGAGAAGAUUUGGCAUCACACUUUUUAUAAUGAGCUGCGUGUGGCUCCAGAAGAGCAUCCAGUUCUCCUGACAGAAGCUCCUCUCAACCCUAAAGCCAAUCGUGAAAAAAUGACUCAGAUUAUGUUUGAGACGUUUAAUACUCCUGCAAUGUAUGUAGCCAUCCAGGCAGUUCUUUCUCUUUAUGCUAGUGGUCGUACUACGGGUAUUGUUCUGGACUCUGGUGAUGGUGUCAGUCACACAGUACCUAUCUAUGAAGGCUAUUCCCUCCCCCACGCAAUUCUGCGUCUUGAUCUGGCAGGUCGUGACCUCACAGAUGCUCUCAUGAAGAUAUUGACUGAGCGUGGUUACUCUUUUACCACGACAGCAGAGCGUGAAAUUGUAAGGGACAUGAAAGAGAAGCUAGCCUACAUUGCUCUUGAUUACGAACAAGAGCUAGAAACAUCAAAGACCAGCUCAGCUGUGGAGAAGAGCUAUGAACUUCCUGAUGGACAGGUGAUAACCAUUGGUGCUGAGCGAUUCCGUUGUCCAGAAGUCCUCUUCCAGCCAUCGAUGAUAGGAAUGGAAGCUGCAGGAAUACACGAAACCACAUACAAUUCUAUCAUGAAGUGUGACGUGGAUAUUAGGAAGGAACUUUAUGGAAACAUUGUUCUCAGUGGUGGAACAACCAUGUUCCCCGGCAUUGCUGACAGAAUGAGCAAGGAAAUCACAGCAUUGGCGCCAAGUAGCAUGAAGAUUAAGGUGGUGGCACCACCAGAGAGGAAGUACAGUGUGUGGAUUGGAGGCUCAAUCUUGGCAUCUCUCAGCACAUUUCAGCAGAUGUGGAUUGCAAAGGCAGAGUAUGAUGAAUCUGGGCCAUCAAUUGUUCACAGGAAAUGCUUCUAAGUACUUAAAGCUAAGAGAACUGGUGUUUGCAGAGCUAUAUUCAUUUUGGGAUGUGGAAAAGCUUCUGAUACAAUCCUUGCAGCACUGGCUUAUUUUAUCUUGUUUUUCAGUUAUAUAUAUUACUGGUCCAAUCCGUCUCUUCGUCUACUACUGGAGGCUGGAUCAUACCAAGAUUAAAAUUUCUGUCAAUAAUAAUUUGUAGAAGAUUGUUUAUUUUGAUUAUCCAGUGAUUUAAUACUAUUUUUUAUCUGAUUA
This is a messenger RNA of Daucus carota subsp. sativus, 2050 nucleotides long. Its product is annotated as actin. The transcript has 5 exons. Lineage: Eukaryota; Viridiplantae; Streptophyta; Magnoliopsida; Apiales; Apiaceae. Gene Ontology annotation, cellular component: cytoplasm. The record is from RefSeq and is a predicted model, not a curated record. The coding region runs from base 662 to 1795 and encodes 377 amino acids.